CGUGCAGAGUAGAUAAAUGUGGCUCCAGAAGCAUGUCGACAGAGCAAAAUUAGUGACCUAGAUUUAGCUAGAGAUGCUACUAAAUGGUGCUGCAAAGUGUAUAGAAACAUCUCCGUUGUCCAUGUCAACAAUAGAUAGCGAGUCCUGGAGCUAACUCGCGCUUUACGGGGGACUUUAAACUUGCAGCAAAACUUCUGCACGGACUUCACACGGAGUCAAAGAAAUUCAAGCUAAAAUCGCCAAAAUGGAGACUCACGAAGGGGCAGCGGCGGUAGGAGACGGUGUGCUCGACUUUUCACGUUUGAGUUUGACCACUUUGAGCCUUGACAGCAUGAGCGACGAGAGGAAGAGGGACACCAGACAGCUGUACCUGAACUACAACCGACUGGCUUCGCUGCCGUCGUUGCUCAGCGUUUUCUGCAACCUCGAGUUUUUGGACAUCAGCAACAACGGACUGUCGGCCAUCUGCGAGGGCAUAACGAGGCUAACCAAGCUGAAAACGCUGCUAGCGAAGAACAACCGCCUGGACGAGUUGUCGCUGCCCAAAGAGUUCGGCUCUCUGCAGCUGGAGGUGUUGAACUUUAGUGGGAACCGAUUCGAGGAGAUCCCGCUGCAGUGUACGAAACUGCGGCGCCUGCAGUCACUUUCACUCGGCGGAAACAGACUGAAAAGUAUACCCGCAGAGAUAGAAGACCUAACCAGUUUGGAGUUGUUGUAUCUGGGCGGAAACCUCAUCUCAGCCAUCCCUCCUGAAAUAGCGAACCUGCCCUACCUCAGCUAUCUGGUCCUGUGUGACAACCGCAUCCAAAGCGUCCCACCGCAGCUCACCAGACUCCACUCGCUGCGAUCUUUAAGUCUCCACAACAACUUGCUCACCUACCUGCCGAGAGAGAUCCUUUGCCUGGUGCACCUGCAGGAGCUCAGUCUCAGAGGCAACCCGCUGGUGGUGCGUUUCGUCAAGGAAAUGACUUACGACCCCCCGUCGCUUCUAGAGCUGGCAGGACGUACCGUCAAGAGCCGGAAUAUUCCUUACUACCCUUGCGACCUGCCCUCGAACCUGCUGCGCUACCUGGACCUGGCCAGCAAGUGUCCCAACCCCAAGUGUGCUGGUGUGUACUUUGAUUCAUGCGUGCGCCAGAUCAAAUUUGUGGACUUCUGUGGGAAGUACCGGCUGCCCCUCAUGCACUACCUGUGCUCCCCUGAAUGCACCUCUCCCUGCAGCUCCAACCCCCAGAGCGACGCAGAGUCCGAGGACGAGAGCAGCGUGCCGGCCGACCGCCUUCAGAGGGUGCUCCUGGGAUAAUACGACACGGAGGAACCUCCGAGCCUGCGGCUAAGCAGCGUCUUGUCAGUCUCUCACUGUGUUCUAUAAUUCUACAGGGUGGAACUUGCUCCAGACUUUACCAGAUGUACGUUCUCACACACAUACUUUUACAUUCAACCACCUAAACGCACAGAAUGUGAGACUGCCUACGGCGGCCCUGAAAGGAUGCUAAAUCAGUUUUAUGAAGAAUUCUCUGUUUAGUCUCACCGAAUGUCAUCCCAGGUAACUCGACUAAAGGAUGGCUCACAGUUCUCAUGUCGCCACGAAAAGCCACAUCUGCCAGUGCUGUCUUCUUAAACAUGCUUGUCUCCUGAUCGAACACAGGAGGGCAGUAAAACUCCUGUUUGGACUGUGAAACCCGAAAGAGCAACAGGAUUCUCUUUUCCUUACAGGGCAGCAUGCUUUAUCUUCAGUAUGACACUUUAUGCUUUUUAGUAGCUCCAGCACAUUAUUCUGCGUUUUCAGUUUUGGAGAUGGAAAUUUUAUUUUUUCUCCAGCUGUUGGAAACACUCAGCCAGUUUUCAUUUACAUUUCCAAGAAAGCAUCGAAGCAGUUAUCCUAACUUAGAAAAAGCCUGUGGGUUUCUUUAAAGUGUGCCAAGAGAAGCUUAGAAGCUUUGAAAGUUGUUUUAAACUACAGUAAACUCUAAAUUGAUUGAGUAUGACGUGGCAGACGGCCCUAUUUACACUGGAUGGUAAUUAGUGUGUCCCACACAACAUUCAAAGAACAAGGUGGCAAUCUUUUAUCAGUGUUUUUGUCAGCACAGUGUUCAUGGCACACCACCCUUGAAAAAAAUGUUGCCGUGAUGGCUUGGUUGUUUUAAAUGAACUCGGAAUAAGGGCUGUGUAUGUGGAAGAAUGCUUGUCCAGGCUUACUCACAGGAAGUGGAUGUGGGGCGGACCAGGGAAAACCACUCACUGUGUUAGCACAGAAACAAUAGCUAUUCAUACAGCACAGUGGCAGCCUUCAUGUUUAUGUUCAGAGCUGUGAGUUUUCUCUGUGCAUAAACAUACAAAUGCAUGUGAAUGAAGCCCACAGUCACACAGGUUUUUGCUCUGAGUUGAUCUUUUUUGAGGCAGAAACGGAAUAAUUUCAAACGGGAGACAGCGCUCCUGGUUACAUCUCUGCUUCGACUUUCGGCUUCUGUGGAAAGCUGGGAGAUUUUAUAGCAUCCCAGACAAUUUGUGUCCAUUAGUGAGGAGGAGAAAUCCUCGCUGGCUUCACACUAGACCUUAAUGUUUAGAAAACAGAAGAACAUUUAUGUUACAGUAGCACCUACACUACAAUGAUUGAUAAGUGCCUUACUAAUGGUGACUUCCAACAUAUUAAAACAAGUAUGUAUGAGUAUGGGAAAAAUGUGACAUAUGCACCCUGAAAUGUGACAAAUUUAACAUUAUGAAUUACAAAGUCCUUUUUAACAGUUUUUUGUACUCAUCAGCUUAACCACAGUAAAGAGAAAAAGUAACCUUUUAUAAUAAACUGCUUUUUUACAAAAUCUUUUUUUUCAAAUGUUAAAUACUCGACAUUUAUAAAUGACCUGCAGAAUAGAUUGCACUUACGCCGAAAAUAUAUUGAGAUAUAUUAAUAAUAUGUACUUUUGCCCCAUUCAGAUAAUCUAAGUAGAAUGUAUACUUUAAAAUACAAUAAUAAAGACUUAUUGUAAUAUCUCUA
Messenger RNA from Amphiprion ocellaris (clown anemonefish), 2995 nucleotides. RefSeq names its product leucine rich repeat containing 58b (gene lrrc58b). NCBI's taxonomy places the organism in Eukaryota, Metazoa, Chordata, Actinopteri, Pomacentridae. The record is from RefSeq and is a predicted model, not a curated record. The transcript has 4 exons. Gene Ontology annotation, molecular function: protein binding. The coding region runs from base 245 to 1303 and encodes 352 amino acids.